UUAUCCCAAAUCACAGAAUCUUCCCUUUCCUCUGCAUGGUGUUAUUACUGUCUAAGCCACAAUAACUUUGGAGAAGUUCUUCAGUGUUGCCAGUGUGCUGGUCUUUGCUGUAUUAAAUUUAGGUGUCUCUACUGGCAUACUUCAUACUGGGUGAAAUAAGAUUGCUUUUUUACUUAUUGCACUUAUAGCGAGGAAAGGCUAAAUAAAAGGGCUGCUUUUUUUUGCUCCCCCAAAUUAGACGUAGUGUAUAGAGACUCUAGCUUUCCUGCACAUUCAAAUUCCUCCCUAAGAUAACUUUUGUGAGACCCGCUUUCCUUUGUGACAAGCUGACUGACAGAUAAUCUGACAGAUGGAUCGCAUCUUUAAAAGAGAAUGGAAGGUGCAGAAGUUGCCAGGGAAGCCCAGAUAUAAAAAAGUAAUUCAGUGAGCUAAGGAGACAAGGUUUCAGUUGAACAUUUCCAUCCUCUUUAUGAUGAAAGACUGCUGUUAUGUUAAACAUACGAUAUGGGGUGGAUCACAGAGAUAUGGGGAAGAAAGAGUGCAGACUCGUGAGGUAUUUGUUGAGAGCCUGAUAGUUUGUGAAAAGAAAAAUAAAAGUCCCUCCAAAUCAUUAAUGCACAUGUACUCUUUGCACGCGUGCAUGGUGAGGAGGAAGUGUGGGCAUAGCUAAACAGGGAAGCCCUUGGAGGAUUCAGCUUUCACUCACAGAAAAUGCAACUUUUUCUUACUGCCUGUUUCAGAUCUCUCCAAGAAGCUGUGGGGGCGUUUGGCUUCUCAGAGCCCAGAGAGUCAAUGCUGUAUGUGGAGGACAGGACACUCUUGCAUCACUCACUAGACGUUCUUGGCAGCUUGUUGUCUUUUGUGUGUUCUUAUAAGAACUUUGCCUGGUAAUGUGCCUCAGCCCCAAAACAUCAGAAAAAGCCUGUUCUGUAUCUGUGUGGGUGGACUUCCAGCCCCUUCGAUUCCCAUUUCUCAGAUAAUUUCUGCCUGCUGUUGAGUUGUGUAUUCACUUGUACUGCCUUAAAGGUUUAAACACAGGUUGUAUAUGGGCAGAGAAGUAACUAAUCCCCACCUGACAGAAGGUUUAAGGCUUCUGAUGCUUUUCCAACUCCUCCAACAGCAGAAAAUAUGCAAAUGAGAACUGAGAUGCAGCAGAUAGAUAUUAUUAACAUUAUUUCACCAACCUCUCACAGUGAAGACACACUUUGGCAAAUAUAAUCCUGCCACAGCAGGAGAUAAAUCUGAAAGACCACAAACAGAAUCGACCCCCAUUCCCAGGAGUAAUGGAGCUGUCACUGGCUAAAUCUGACCCUACAGUAACCCCCUGGGGACAAUGAUAUGGCACCCAUCUCUUCACACCAGGAGUCAGGAGGCACACAUCUGAUGAUGGCAGGCAUCCUCACUGGAAUGAGAAAAAAUAGAGGUCAUUGUGCUACUGUAAUCUCAUGGGAGAGGUGUGUGUGCAUGAGUGUGUGUGUGUGUGUGAGAGAGAGAGUGUCCGGGGUGCUCCAUUUGAGGGUAUAGCGAGCAUCCCUGCAGAGAGCAUGAGAGCACAGAGAAGGAGCAAUGACACUUUGAUGUUCAUGGUGGGAUGCUGAAGUGAUAGUUGAUGUCUGGCUGGAACUGAUGAAACCUGCCCCCAUGAAAUAUUGGAAAUUCCAGUAAGUGCAAACAAAUAGAUGUACGAUGGGAAACAGUGGCAGGAUCAAAUUUUGAGUUGGACACAGUGGUGUCUCACUGGCUCUAUUCACUGCCCGAUAAGGGCACAAGACGUAAUGAAACGUACCCUGCGGUAUCAAAGCGCAAUGCGCGGCAAGGCAAUCUUGCAUGCAAUCAGGAGACUCAGCUCCAGUAGCCUGUGUGGUCUCUGGAGGGGAGAGACAUGCCUCCUCACUCAGCCUCUCGCCGCUCUCCAUCCAUGGCGCAUCUCCAUCCAGCUUUGAAUCCACUUCGGCUCUGAACAUCGUUGCUAUUCAUUCUCCGGCUCUCUCUCUCUCAGUCACACAUGUAAACACACUUUUACAAAUGCAGCACAGAGGACCGGACCGGCUGGAGAAAACCUACCUGAUCGAGUGCAUUGAUGAGGGCAGCAGGGUGUGCAGCAAAGAGGCUCUGAGCCCUGAUCACGGCUAGGAAGGAAAAACAAAACCUGUCACUGAGGAAUCAUUUGACGUGCCUUGGUCAGCCAGCUGUGCCGCACAAGUAGGCGUGAAGGAUGUAGAGCCAGAGGGGGGGGCAGGAUGGAGUGUUCCUGGAAGACGGUGUUGCUGCUGGUGUGUGCGUCUCUGGGGGUACAGUACACGGCCAUCCGCACCCUGAGGGACUCGCUGUCUGGACGCUGUCAGGGAGCCUACCGCUGCCAGACCAGGCACCACAGAGACUCUAGGUGGAGAGCCUUGUGCGAUGACAGUUUGAUGCCCAUCGAGUCACCUCGGAAGCACAUCCUGCUGUUUGCCACCACACGCAGUGGCUCCUCCUUCACGGGGCAGCUCCUCAACCAUCAUCCAGGGAUCUUCUACGUGUUUGAGCCUCUGUACCACGUCCAGCAAGCAUUCACUAACUCCAGCAGCAGGUUACGUCGCUCACUGGACCGCCGCGCUCUACUGGGAGCAUACAGGGACCUCCUUCUCAAUCUCUACACCUGCGACCUUCACUUCAUGGAGAAUUACAUCCGUCCAGAGCCUCAGGACCAUGUCACAAGCUCCUUCUUUCGACGAAGCUCCAGCCACGCUCUCUGUUCUCCUCCCGUGUGCUUGGAAGGAGGUGAAGGAGUCGCCCCUGACCCACCUGAUGAAACCUGGUGUCCUAAGAAGUGUGGCGCCUUGAACCUCACCCUAGCCUCAAUGUCGUGUCUGUCAAGGGGACACAUAGCCAUAAAGACUGUGCGGGUCCCUGAGGUGGGGGACCUGCGCACCCUGACGGAAGAUCCUCGUCUGGACCUGAAGAUCAUCCACCUGGUGAGAGACCCCAGAGCCAUCCUCACCUCACGCAUGAUGGCGUUUUCAGAUCAGUUCCGGGCUUGGAAAAUAUGGAAUGCGACAGGACGGCAGCCUCGAUAUGUGGACUUGUCGCAGAUAACUAGCACCUGUAAGGACAUGGCAGCCUCUGCAGGAACAGGCCUGAAAAGACCAACCUGGCUGCGGGGCCGCUACCUGCUGGUGAGGUAUGAGGAUCUGGCAUUCAACCCGAAGGAAAAGGCCAGUGAGAUCUACACGUUUGUGGGGCUGGAGAUGGUCGACAGGGUGCGGAUGUGGAUCGCAAAGAACACCAACAGUAACGUGUCGUCUCCAUCUGAGUGGAACUACAGGUACUCCACCACCAGGGAUUCCAGAGUGACAGCAGAGAGCUGGAGGCUUCGUCUCAGCUUUGACAUCGUGAGGACUGUGCAGAAUCUGUGCAAUGACACAUUGGCUUUGCUGGGAUACAAGCAGGUACACUCUGCAGCUGAACUCAGAAACUUGUCUCAUAGUUUAGUGGAACACAGGACCUUUGAACCAGUCACAUAGAAGAUUUGAUUAAAGGCUCAGAUAAACUUACUGUUAUUUAUAUAUUUCUGCUGACUUUCCUCUCUGUCAUGAUGCUGAUAAAAUGAAUGUAGUCCAUCAUAUUUUUGAACAAUGCCUAAGAUAAUUUAAUGUCAGUUCUAUUUUAAAUUUUUAUGGUUCUGUUAAAGAUAUUAUAAGUGCCAAAAUUCAUGUGUGUGUGGUGCUGGAAAAUUUACUAAUCUGUGCUACUGUAUGAGUCGACUGACGUUUUAGGUAAAACACAGAAUCCUGAUGCGACUGAGUUUUUAUGACCCAUUUGGUUUUGUUUAGUUUUGUUUUCAUGACUUGAUUUCUCAUCAUUUCAGUGUUUACAGAUUUUAAAUGGGAGAAAAACAAACUAACACAACAGUUAAACCUUAAGUCACACAAAAGUAUUGUUCCUGAAGGUGAAAUGCACAGGAAGCAAGGGAAGGAGAAAAAAAAAAAAGAAAUUAUAGGGCUUACCCUCCAAGUGUCUCUAAUGCAUUUUGGAAAGGGAUUAAAAUGUCACCAGAGCAAUUUUCUGCAGCACACAGCAGCUCCUCUAUGUGAAACUGUUGUGAAUAUAAGAAUAUAUUAGUUUUUUUUUUUUAUUAACUAUAAAGACUUAAAAAACUGUAAAUAUUGAUUAACUGUUGCAGUGCAAGUGUGCCAAUGUUAUGUACUGAGUGUGUUUGGACAUUUUUGUCAGUGUAAUACUGUUUGUAUUUUUUAAACUUUUUAAAAUAAAUUAUUCAUAUGUAAGUAAUACA
Messenger RNA from Scatophagus argus, 4276 nucleotides. Its product is annotated as Carbohydrate sulfotransferase 1-like. Gene Ontology annotation, molecular function: keratan sulfotransferase activity; N-acetylglucosamine 6-O-sulfotransferase activity. The coding region runs from base 2241 to 3506 and encodes 421 amino acids. Lineage: Eukaryota; Metazoa; Chordata; Actinopteri; Scatophagidae. Gene Ontology annotation, biological process: N-acetylglucosamine metabolic process; keratan sulfate proteoglycan metabolic process. The transcript has 4 exons. The record is from RefSeq and is a predicted model, not a curated record.